This is a messenger RNA of Vespula pensylvanica (western yellowjacket), 5666 nucleotides long. RefSeq names its product transient receptor potential cation channel trpm (gene Trpm). The transcript is spliced from 21 exons. Gene Ontology annotation, cellular component: membrane. Gene Ontology annotation, biological process: monoatomic cation transmembrane transport; protein tetramerization. Gene Ontology annotation, molecular function: monoatomic cation channel activity. The record is from RefSeq and is a predicted model, not a curated record. NCBI's taxonomy places the organism in Eukaryota, Metazoa, Arthropoda, Insecta, Hymenoptera, Vespidae. Bases 484 to 5469 code for a protein of 1661 amino acids.
AUGCACGCGUGAUGCACUCGACGAUCAACGAAGAAUCUUAUCUACGCCUUCGGCUCGGUCAAAACGUGCAUAUAUUUCCAUGUUCAUUAUCUUUAUUUUCACAUUUCACCAGUCUCUCUCGUAAAAACCGUUCAAGUCAAUGAAUUAUUUUCUGCUCCAGUUUAACUUCGAUCCUUCGUAUAUUACAAGACGCGAUCGGGUCAUGUGCAAUCCCGUGAAUUAACGUGACAGAAAGGUUAGCUCGUUAGGCACAUGACGGACAGCAGAUGUUACUAAUUAAUUGGGAUUUUUAUGUGGAAUAAUUAUUAUUGUAUCAUAUCAUAGUCAAAUAAUGUGAUUCUCAUGACUCCUUUGAGAAAAUAUCCACAUCUAUCGUGGAUGUUCAAAGCGUUAUGUGCGUAUAGGAAUGAUAGAUAAGAAUAAACCUAGCCGAAUGACUGAUUAGAUUUAUUGAUCACAAGAGUUGCAUUUCCAUGUAUCAUCAUGGCAAUUGGAAAUAUUAUUUGCGGUGCAAAUACUCCUAAAGUCAAGAGAAAAAAGUCAAAGGCAACCGAACGCAGUUGGAUAGAAGCAGCUUUUCAAAAAAGAGAAUGUUCCAAGUUUAUUCCAAGUGCUAAGGAUGAACAUAGGUUCACAGAAGUACAGGGAGAUAAGAAUGCAGAAUACGAUGUGAUCACUUCUUCCAGAUGUUGCUGUGGUUAUUCUUAUACUUAUCAUUGUGGGACUGGUGCAGAUGUUCAAAGUUAUGCCAACAGUGGUUCUAUAGAAAAAGAACGUGAACAAUGGUCUCCAGGAAAAAAUACACAUCCUUAUCCUACAGAUGCAUAUGGUACUAUCGAAUUUCAAGGUGGACCACAUCCAACUAAAGCACAAUAUGUAAGAUUAGCUCAUGACACUCGCCCAGAACCUAUAGUACAAUUAUUGUGUCGAGAAUGGAAUUUAGGAUUACCUAAAUUAUUGAUUACCGUUCAUGGUGGCCGACCAAAUUUUGAAUUACAGCCAAGUUUGAAAAAAGUUUUACGUAAAGGUUUGUUGAAAGCUGCUAAAACAACUGGAGCCUGGAUUUUCACAGGAGGAACAAAUACAGGAGUUACGCGUCAAGUUGGCGAUGCUUUGCUGCUAGAACGAUCGCAACGACAGGGUCGAGUAGUAAGCAUAGGUAUAGCUCCAUGGGGGGUCUUAGAUAAAAAUCACGAAUUAAUAGGACGUGGUGAAGAAGUACCAUACGACUGCCUUUCUUCUCCUUGGACAAAAUACACAGUUCUGAAUAACCGACAUGCUUACUUUUUAUUAGUAGAUAAUGGUACUGAAGGUCGAUAUGGAGCAGAAAUUGUAUUGCGUAGAAAAUUAGAAAAAUAUAUAUCUAAUUUAAAACUACAGCCGUAUACACACAGUAGCAUACCUGUAGUAGCAUUAGUAAUUGAAGGAGGAACGAACACAAUACGUUCGGUAUUAGAAUAUGUUACAGAUGUUCCUCCAGUUCCUGUUGUUGUUUGUGAUGGAUCGGGACGUGCAGCUGAUCUCAUCGCUUUUAUGCACAAAUAUGCUAGUGAAGGAGAUGGUGAAACCGGAGAUGGUGAAGGACCGUUGGAAAGUAUGAGAGAACAUCUUCUGGAUACUAUUAAACGCACUUUUAAAGUUUCUGUUGAACAAACAAAUCAAUUAUAUUCUGAAUUGCUCCAAUGUACUCGUAAGAAACAUCUGAUAACCGUAUUCAGGAUAACGCAAGAUCGACCACAAGAAUUGGAUCAAACAAUAUUAACAGCUUUAUUUAAAUCCAAACAGUUGUCUCCAGCCGAACAAUUAUCAUUAUCUUUAAUAUGGAACAGAGUGGACAUAGCUCGUAGUGAAAUUUUUGUAUACGGUCAGAAAUGGCCCCCUGGUGCUUUGGAGCAAGCUAUGAUGCAAGCUUUACAACACGAUAGGAUCGAUUUCGUGAAAUUACUUUUGGAAAAUGGUGUGUCCAUGAGAAAAUUUUUAUCUAUACCUCGUUUGGAAGAACUUUAUAACACAAAAGAAGGCCCAUCGAACACAUUAGGCUAUAUUCUGCGAGAUGUACGGCCUAAUAUUCCACGUGGGUACAUGUAUACCUUACAUGAUAUUGGAUUAGUAAUCAACAAACUCAUGGGUGGAGCUUAUCGUGCACAAUAUACACGUAGAAGGUUUCGUGUGAUUUAUACCAAAGUAAUGAAAAGAUCUGGUGGACAGCAACAACAUAUGCAUCGGAAUAGUUGUGUUUUAAGUUCUGGUACUCGUUAUUAUUCAGGAUCUGGUAAUAAAUCAGACAGUUUGACAAUGAGUUUGCUCGCCGAAACUGUGCCUGCUAAUAGAGAUACACCACUUUUUGAUUAUCCAUUCAAUGAAUUGCUUAUUUGGGCGGUAUUAACAAAAAGACAACAAAUGGCUUUGUUAAUGUGGCAACAUGGAGAAGAAGCUUUGGCUAAAGCUCUCGUUGCCUUGAAAUUGUAUAAAGCAAUGGCUCAUGAAGCUGCAGAAGAUGACCUUGAAACCGAAGUUUACGACGAAUUACGUGGUUAUGGAAAGGAAUUUGAAAAUAUUGCUCUGGAAUUAUUGGAUUACUGUUAUCGUCAAGACGACGAUCAAACACAACAAUUAUUGACAUCCGAACUUCAAAAUUGGUCUGGUCAAACUUGUUUAUCCCUUGCAGUUACCGCUAAUCAUCGUCCACUUUUAGCGCAUCCCUGUAGUCAAAUCAUUUUAGCAGAUUUAUGGAUGGGUGGUCUUCGUACUCGUAAAAAUACUAAUUUAAAGGUUGUUCUUGGUCUGUUAUGUCCUGUUUAUAUAUCACGAUUGGAAUUUAAAAGUAGAGAGGAAUUACAAUUAAUGCCACAAACGCAAGAAGAACAUUUGAUUGCUCUUGAAGAUGAAAAGGAAGAUAGUGAAUCAGAACAUGGUACAUCGAAUGGCCCGGAUGUUGAGAAACGUCUGCGCAGGAGCCUCAGCAUACGCAACAAAUGCAGCAGCCAUCAAGGCAUUAAGGCUUUAAUUAGCAGUGAACAUUCUACAACUGUUGUAAAAGAAACAAUUGUGCAAGAAAAUGGCAAAGUAUUGGCAGAUAACGAAGAAGGAACUCAUCGAGCGUAUGGUAUUCGUUCGGACUAUUAUGACAACAAAAACAGUAGACCAUUACGAUUAAAGAAAAAAUUGUAUGAAUUUUAUACAGCACCAAUUACAAAAUUUUGGGCCAAUGCUAUAGCAUAUAUUGUCUUUUUACUUUUAUUUUCGUAUUGUAUACUUAUACAAAUGGGUGAACAUCCGUCGCUAGCAGAAAUUUAUGCGAUUUCUUAUAUCUGUACAUUGGGAUGCGAAAAAGUACGAGAAAUAGCAACAUCUGAACCAGCAAAGCUCUCUCAUAAAUUCAGCGUUUGGGCCUGGAACAUGUGGAAUCCUUGUGACGCAGCCGCAAUAAUAUUUUUUCAAAUCGGACUUGCUUUGAGAUUACGUCAUUCAACCUUUGAUGUAGGUCGAGUUAUAUAUUGUGUUGAUUGUAUUUAUUGGUAUUUAAGAAUACUUAAUAUUCUCGGAGUCAACAAAUACUUAGGUCCAUUGGUCACAAUGAUGGGUAAAAUGGUUAAAAACAUGAUAUAUUUCGUAGUCCUUUUACUAGUUGUUCUCAUGAGUUUUGGAGUAUCAAGACAAGCUAUAUUAAAUCCUAAUGCAGAACCAAAAUGGCGAAUAGUCCGUGAUAUUUUUAUGGAACCUUAUUUCAUGCUUUACGGAGAAGUGUAUGCGGAUAAUAUAGAUCCUGAUUGUGGAAAUGAACCAGGCAUGCCGGAAUGUCUUCCAGGUCGUUGGAUCACGCCAGCAGUUAUGUCCGUAUAUCUUUUAGUUGCAAACAUAUUAUUAAUAAAUUUGUUGAUCGCGGUUUUCAAUAAUAUAUUCAACGAGGUUAACGCCGUUGCACAUCAAGUAUGGAUGUUCCAACGUUUUACCGUUGUGAUGGAAUAUGAGCAAAAACCAGUUUUACCUCCACCUCUUAUCGCGGUCUGCCAUAUAUAUUUAUUAGUAAAAUAUUUACUGAGACACCUGACGCGUGGUAAAAGAAGUACAGGUGAAACAUGCGAUAAUGGUCUUAAAUUAUUUCUCGAGGCUGACGAUAUGGAACGUUUAUAUGAUUUUGAAGAAGAUUGCGUUGAGGGAUACUUUCGCGAGCAAGAACUGAAAUUACAAAUGUCUACGGAAGAACGCGUUAAAAUUACAACGGAAAGAGUUGAAAAUAUGCAUCAGAAAAUAGAGGAUAUCGAUAAAAAGGAACAUACGCAGAACGCUUCGCUUCAGGCCGUAGAAUUCCGUAUUCGCAAAUUGGAAGAAUUAAGCGAACAAACAUUGGCGCAUCUUGGUGUAAUACAUCGUUUCAUGGCAACGCACAUGCCCAACGAAGGACUUCCUAUGACUUUUGAUAUAGACAUUCGUCAACGCAGAGUCUCUGAAAGAUCGGAUGCUUUUUCAGAGACUGAUUCUCAUACUCAAUUACCUAGUCUCAUAUUACGACGUAAGCGACUUUUGCGUUCUCAAACCGAUGCCACAUUUUUAAACAUGGAGCAACCAUUGGAGGACGACGCUUUGAAGAAUUCAGAAACUAUAACGUCUCGUGAGAAUCUAAGUAGAAACGAUUCCUCUGUAAGCAUCAUUGAUCCUCAGAAUGUUCAAGAAGACGUUAAGACUACUACGAGUCAAGAAAGCGAAGUGAGCAAAGAUGUGGGAGAAGUGGAAUCAACGAUAAAAAAAGAAGUAUCGUUAGAGAGAGAAGUUAGCAGCGAAGCUCCUGCUUCGGAACCAUUGAGACAAGACUCGACGGAACGUCCGAUUAGACAAACUAGUAGAACUCGUUCGGAGUCUGACGACGUAGUAAUGAUUCCACCGCCAAAUAUACAAAGAGGUGUUACAUGGGCGGAACCACGUGUCGCUGUGAUUCCAUCUUCCGUUACUUCAGCUGGUAGUACCCAAAGAUCCAUACUUUUGGCGAUGCGUGCCGAAUAUACUAGUAUAACUGACGAAUUAGAAAGUUAUUGCGGUCUUCUUAGUCCACCAAGAACGCCACCAGUUUCACCUCCCUUAUCCAGGAAUAGAAAUGUAUCGGAAAUUAAUAAUCCUGAGAUGGCUUGGCAAAUAGAGAACGAACAUUUAAGGGAUGCCGAAGAGUGCGAUUAUCAACAAAUGGAAGAUUUAAUUCAACGACGUUACAAAGAGGACGACGAUGAAUCCAGUAAUCCACCCGAGGAUGGUGCUACUGCUAACUUCUUUGCCAUAUCCAACGAACAUCGUCAAUUACGAAGAUCUUCUGCGAUCGACGAAGACUCUCGUAGACCACCACCUACGAUCAGUGUUACCAGAGAGAUCGAGCAAACACUUUCACGGCCACCUGCGAUAAGAGACGCCGAAUCUCCCGAUCCAAGCGAUAAAAAUAUGAGUACUGUACCAGCGCCAGCUUCUGAAACUAUGUGUUGAGGUAAUCCAAAAUAUCGCUCACCACACACUACGUAUACUUUUACUAUGUGUGUGUGUGUGAUCCGAUACAAUGAGGCUAUAGUUUAAGUAUCUGUUAGUUAGACAUUUUUCUUUUUAAUUAAAUAAUCGAUCGAAUUUGUACAGUGAAUUUGUAGAGUUCUCAUUGUCUCGAGAGAAUUCAUUAUAUCGAACGUUGA